This is a messenger RNA of Sciurus carolinensis (gray squirrel), 1452 nucleotides long. RefSeq names its product matrix metallopeptidase 20 (gene Mmp20). Gene Ontology annotation, molecular function: metalloendopeptidase activity; zinc ion binding. The transcript has 10 exons. The record is from RefSeq and is a predicted model, not a curated record. Gene Ontology annotation, cellular component: extracellular matrix. NCBI's taxonomy places the organism in Eukaryota, Metazoa, Chordata, Mammalia, Rodentia, Sciuridae. Gene Ontology annotation, biological process: proteolysis; amelogenesis; extracellular matrix organization. Bases 1 to 1452 code for a protein of 483 amino acids.
AUGAAGGUGCUCCCUGCAUCUGGCCUUGCUGUCCUCCUCAUCACAGCUUUGAAGUUUUCCACUGCAGCCCCCUCCCUAUUUGCAGCCACCCCCAGGACCUGGAGGAACAACUACCACCUUGCACAGGCAUAUCUUGACAAGUAUUACACAAAGAAAGGUGGUCACCAGGUUGGUGAGAUGGCUACAAGAGGAGGCAAUGCCAUGGUCAAGAAGAUUAAGGAACUGCAAGCAUUCUUUGGCCUCCAAGUCACUGGGAAAUUGGACCAGAAUACAAUGGAUGUGAUCAAGAGGCCUCGCUGUGGAGUUCCUGAUGUGGCUAACUAUCGCCUCUUCCCAGGUGAACCCAAGUGGAAAAAAAAUACUUUGACAUACAGAAUAUCCAAAUACACGUCUUCCAUGAGUCCUGCUGAAGUGGACAAAGCAGUAGAGAUGGCCCUGCAGGCCUGGAGCAGCGCUGUCCCUCUGAACUUUGUUAGAAUAAACUCAGGAGAAGCCGAUAUUAUGAUAUCUUUUGAAACUGGAGAUCAUGGGGAUUCCUAUCCAUUUGAUGGGCCUCGAGGGACUCUAGCCCAUGCAUUCGCACCUGGAGAAGGCCUGGGAGGAGACACACAUUUCGACAAUGCUGAGAAGUGGACUAUGGGGAUGAAUGGUUUCAAUUUAUUUACUGUUGCUGCUCAUGAAUUUGGCCAUGCCCUGGGCCUGGCCCAUUCUACAGACCCAACAGCUCUGAUGUAUCCAACCUAUAAGUACCAGCACCCCUAUGGAUUCCACCUCCCCAAGGAUGAUGUAAAAGGGAUCCAGGCACUGUAUGGACCUCGGAAACCAUUCCUGGGAAAACCCACUAUUCCCCACAUCCCUCCUCACAAGCCAUCCAUCCCUGAUCCCUGUGACUCCAGAUCAUCCUUUGAUGCUGUGACAAUGCUGGGAAAGGAACUUCUGUUCUUCAAGGACCGGAUUUUCUGGCGAAGGCAGGUUCACGUGCCAGCAGGGAUUCGGCCCAGCACUAUCACCAGCUCCUUCCCCCAGCUCAUGUCUAAUGUGGAUGCAGCUUACGAAGUGGCCGAGAGGGGUGCUGCUUACUUCUUCAAAGGCCCCCACUACUGGAUAACACGAGGAUUCCAAAUGCAAGGUCCUCCACGGACUAUUUAUGACUUUGGCUUUCCAAGGCAUGUGCAAAGAAUAGAUGCUGCUGUCUAUCUCAAGGAGCCACAGAAGACCCUUUUCUUUGUGGGAGAUGAAUAUUACAGCUAUGAUGAACGAAAAAGGAAAAUGGAUAAAGACUACCCAAAAAAUACUGAAGAAGAAUUUUCAGGAGUUAGUGGCCAAAUAGAUGCUGCUGUGGAAUUAAAUGGCCACAUUUACUUCUUUUCAGGACCAAAAACAUACAAGUAUGAUACAGAGAAGGAAGAUGUGGUUAGUGUGGUGAAAUCCAGCUCCUGGAUUGGUUGCUAA